This is a messenger RNA of Besnoitia besnoiti, 1662 nucleotides long. RefSeq lists its product as uncharacterized. NCBI's taxonomy places the organism in Eukaryota, Apicomplexa, Conoidasida, Eucoccidiorida, Sarcocystidae. Gene Ontology annotation, biological process: intraciliary transport; cilium assembly. Gene Ontology annotation, molecular function: tubulin binding. The transcript has 13 exons. The record is from RefSeq and is a predicted model, not a curated record. The coding region runs from base 1 to 1662 and encodes 553 amino acids. Gene Ontology annotation, cellular component: intraciliary transport particle B; centrosome; cilium.
AUGGCUUCUGCGCAAAUGAUGAAAGAGAUUGUGGACAGGCUGAACAAGCCUCCCUUUUCUCUGAACACCAGCAUCUUGGCAUUUGAUCAGGAAAACCCACAGGGCCUCCUAGAAAUCUUGAACAGCGUGCUGGCAUACAUAGAUCCGGAGGGGCACCAACAGGAUCUCCGAGGAGAAAAUGCGGAAUCACUAUGCUUAAGGGCCGCCGAAUCCAUUCGCGUACUUGGCUACAAUUCUUCAUUUGAGGGAGCCUCCUUGGCGAAGUUCCUUGAGAGCAUCGAGGUUCCCGCUGAGUUUCUCGAGGGCGACAGCCAGCUGGCAGAGGAGUACCGCGAGUACAAGGAAUUGCAGGAGAACUUCAGGCAAACCCAUUUCUCCCUGGAACGACUUGGAGAUGUCAGCGGGUGCUUCCGCGGCUUUAAGCAAGAGAUUCAACGACUAGAGAGAGAGAAGCUUUUGCUCUGCGAAAAAAUCGAAAAACUGAGGCAGAUAGCAAACGCAGAGGGGCAUCUUGUCCGCUUCCUGUGUGUCGCACGGGACCUGCGUAUGGCGCAAGAAGAAGAGACGACUCUAUCCCUCAGAUCUCAGCAGCAGAGCGAGUACUUCAACUACCUGUCAGACCAGCUGGACACGACGCGACGGCAACUGCAAGUCAUGCAAGGCAUGGACGCCGACGCUCAGCAGGGCGCUGCAGACUUCUUGGAUGUGCUCCGAGACGAGGAAAGAAGAGCGAAAAACACCUUGGGCUCCUGCAUGCAAGAACUGGAGCAGAAACGAAGACGCCUCAAUUUGCUCGACGAAACGGAGAAAAAGCUGAAGGUCUACGUGCAGCAAAUGGAGCUGCUCGACGAGAAGAAGAAGGCGCAGGAAGAAGACCUCCGCAGUGCUUUGGCUGCGCAGCAUGAUGCCACCUUGAGAUGUUCUGCCGCUGAAAAUGAGUUCAAGGCCGACCGAGGCUACAACUUCAUGAGCACAGAGGAGUUCGCCACGUAUGCAGAAAUGCUCCGGCAGAAGACAAACCUAUACAAGACACUGAAACUGAAGGAAUCAGAGGCCGACGCAGCGAACGCGAAUAUGCCGCCACAAAGUAACUCAGCCCCGCAUGCAGCCAGCUGCCGUCCCCGUCUGUUUAGCAAGCAGCACAUGUUUUUCCUGUGCGUCUGGCUGGCGCUGCAUCGGAGAAAAGCUGACGUUCUCUGCCGCGUGAGCGAGCUUCGCUGCAAGAUCCAGCAAGCGAAGCAGAAAACUCGAGGCGACCUGGGGUGCCUGCUGGAGCAUUUGGACCAGGCCAAGAAGGAGGAAGCGGAACUGACAACUGUGUACGAGUCUAAAAAGAAAGAGUACCUCAGCCUGGAAUCAGAACUCCAGAAACCGCUCGAGAGCGUGCGAGCUACGAUCGCUGAUCUUCAGGCUAAAGUCGACGCCCUGGCUUCUGAGAAAGAACACAGCAGGGUGGAAUGCAGGAGAGCGGAACGGCUGCUAGAAGUGGCUGCGAAGGAGCAAAGAUGCGCUCAAGGCGAAGAGAAAUACAGCGCGCAGCAUGCGACGUUCUCUGCCCACCUUAGGGCUUCGGUCAGUCUGCGCCCACGCGCCGCAUCGCGUGUCCGAGGUCUGCAGCGCCAGACUGGUUUGUGGCGCGAGAAAAUUGCUCAGGAAGUUUAG